AUGUUUUAUAAACUAGUAUUACUAACCUGCGUAAUACUUAAUGACAGCAUCUGUGGACAAAAUGUUUGCAAGAGGCAAAAAGUAACUGAAUGGCACUCUGAACCACAGGAAGUCACAGUUCAGUGGAGUCUGACUCAGAACUAUUGUUUGGAUUUCUUUACUGAAUGCUGGGAAAUGCAAAAAGAAGACACAAACAGUGAUUUUUCUGAUAUUCAAAUGUUUCCACAAAUAUGUCCACUUGAAUUACAGAUAGGAGAUCGACUGUUUGUCUCUAUUAGUAUAGCAUUAAAAUCAUAUGGGAUGAACCUCAUUAAUGUGUCUAGGAAAGCAUUUGUAAGUUGUUCUAAAAUCAGCUAUGCCAACAAUCUGUUACUCUUUCGAAGCAAGGUAUCAUCAAGACACCAAGUUAACCCAAAAUGGCUUGCUGCUGGAACACAUUACUUUGUAGAAGAUAGUUCUCAGCUAUGCAAGAUGGGUCUUCGACUUAAUGUGACCAUAAAAGAACAACAUUGUCAAAACUUGCAGGAUGCACCAUUAUGCUCUGGCAAUGGAUUGUGUAGAACUUAUGCUUGGGAGGACAGCUAUAGCUGCCACUGUAAUGAACAUUACACUGGAAAGUUCUGUGAAGAAUUUGAUGCCUGUUCGCCAAAACCUUGUAAAAAUGGAGCAACAUGUUUAAACAGAGGAGGAAAAAAACAACAAAAUGAGGAUUAUGCGUGCACAUGUUCCCCCCAGUUUACAGGUUUCAAUUGCACAGAAGUAAUUGGGCAAUGUGAACCGCAUACAUGUGUGCAUGGGGAUUGUAAUCGCAUAACUCCACAUUCCUUUCAAUGUGUUUGUCACCAAAACUUCACAGGUCCAUUUUGUGACGAGAUAAAAAAAUCUUGCGAUUCACAGCCUUGUAAGAAUGGGGGUGUAUGCAAGGACAGUUGGCCAGAAUACAUCUGCGAAUGUCCACCAGGUUUCACUGGGCAAAUCUGUGACACCAAAGUGGAUGAGUGCAUGUCAUAUAUGUGUCAGAAUGAAACGACUUGCAUCAGUGAAGCAAAUCAUGUUUCAUGUGUCUGUGCAGCGGGCGUUACAGACACGCGGUGUCAAAAGCAGCUCAGGUCAUGCAGCUCAUCUCCCUGUUUGAAUGAUGGCAGCUGUGUGGAUCAGCAAAACGACUAUUAUUGCAGAUGCAGUCGAAAGUUUACUGGGAAGAACUGUGAGGAUAUAAUUGAUGACUGCAGGCUGCUCAGCAUCAACUGUCUAAAUGAAGGAUUGUGUCUCAACGUAAUUGGAGGAUAUAGUUGCCUUUGUGCUCCAGGAUGGACAGGGGAAUUCUGCCAGUAUGUGGAGAAUGCGUGUCUCAUUUAUCCGGACAGGUGCAGAAAUGGAGCACCAUGUAUUGACACUAGCCAGCCAAAGGGACAUCCACAGUAUGAGUGCAACUGCCUCCCUGGUUUUACGGGAGAACACUGUGAAACAGAAAUAAAUGAAUGCAUUUCCAAUCCAUGUAGACAUGGGGGAACAUGCAGUGAUUUUGUUGGACUCUACAAGUGCAUAUGUCCCACAGGUUUUCAAGGAGUAAACUGUGAGGUAGAUUUAGAUGCUUGUACAUUUCUGAACUCCAGCUGCCCUCCUGACUCGCUGUGUGUGGACCUGCCAAUUGGACUGCAGUACACGUGUCGUUCACCAUGCCCAGAGUACCUCAAGCCAUGUGCAAAUGGAGGCCACUGCUUUAUAGAUGAAAUUGAGAGUUACCACUGCGUCUGUCCACCUGGAUGGACUGGAAAAAACUGUUUGGAAAACAUAAAUGAAUGUGAAGAGCACUGGUGUCAAAAUGGAGCUACUUGUGAAGAUGACAUCAAUAAGUACAGGUGUAUAUGUCCUGAUGGCUUUACUGGAUUAUUCUGUGAAAUUGACAUUGACGACUGCAUUGGAAACCUGUGCUCGGAGCAUGGCACCUGUCUGGACCAGCUGUACAAUUACACCUGUCGCUGCAUGCUUGGAUAUGAAGGACACUUCUGUGAAACAGAGACUAAUGAAUGUACCAGCUUACUUUGUGAAAAUGGAGCCACCUGUGUGGAUUUAAUUGGUGAUUUCUCAUGUCAGUGUGCCAUAGGAUUUGAAGGGAGGACAUGUUCUGAAAACAUAGAUGACUGUUGGUCCAGACCUUGUUUAAAUGAAGGCACUUGUGAAGAUCUCAUCAAUGGUUUCAGAUGUGUUUGCCCACUUGGUUUUGGGGGAAUAGACUGCUCGGUUGACCUGGAUCUGUGUGGUAUGGAUUUAUGCCAGUCACAUACAAUUGAAUGCACUGAAACUGAAGAGGGUCAGAAUAUCAUUUGCGUAUGUGAAAAAGGUUUCACAGGUCAUUUCUGUGAGAUAAAUUUAAAUGAGUGUGACUCUAGUCCCUGUAAGAAUGGUGCAGUUUGUGAGGAUGAUGUCAACAGAUAUCUUUGUUUCUGCCCUGAAGGAUUUGAAGGCCUGAACUGUGAAAUUAACUUUGAUGAGUGCAGUUAUGGAUUCUGUCAAAACAACUCUACCUGUACAGACCUGGUUGCAGACUACAAUUGCGCUUGUACACUGGGUUUUAUUGGAUUUGAAAGUGAGGACUGUUCUGUUGAAGUGAAUGAAUGUAUGUCAAAUCCAUGUGACCCUGUGGGAAGCCUCUACUGUGAAGAUCUUGUAAAUAGCUUCAGAUGUGCCUGCCGCCUUGGGUAUAUGGGACAGCAAUGUGAAGUUCCCAUAAGUCAUUGUGUAGAUGGACUUUGUCAGUAUGGAUCAAAGUGUGAUGACCUCCCUGGUGGGUUUAGAUGCCAUUGUCUUCCUGGGUUAAGUGGCCAGUUCUGUGAAGUGAACAUUGAUGAAUGUCAGCAAGGACCUUGUGGUGCUCUUAGCAUUUGUAAAGAUUCUGUAAACACAUUCCAGUGUUUCUGUGCACCAGGCUUUAUAGGCAAUAACUGUGAGAUUGAAGUGGAUGAGUGUCUAAGUGACCCGUGUCAAAACGGUGCCACUUGCUAUGAUGAGCUUGAUGCCUUUAGCUGCCUGUGUCCUGAUGGAACUGAAGGUAACUAUUGUGAAAUCAACAUAAAUGAAUGUCACUCGUCUCCCUGCUUCCAUAAUGCGACAUGUAUUGACUUUAUCAAUGGAUAUGAAUGCAUCUGCCUACCUGGCUUCACUGGUGUAGAAUGUGAAAUUGACAUAGACGAGUGUGCUUCUUCUCCCUGCAUGAACGGAGCGACUUGCAUUGACCAACCUGGUAAUUACUUCUGCCAAUGUGUGGCUCCAUUUAAAGGUUCUAACUGUGAGUUCAGGCCAUGUGAGGCCAGUAAUCCUUGUGAGAAUGGGGCUGUGUGUGUGGAGGAGAUGGCGUUGGACACAUUUCCCCUUGGAUUCCGCUGUCAGUGUGCAAAGGGCUUUGCAGGUCCACGCUGUGAAAUCAAUGUCAAUGAGUGCAGUUCCAACCCUUGCCUCAAUGGAUACUGCUAUGAUGUUGUGGGUGGAUUUUACUGCCUCUGUAACCCAGGGUUUGCUGGGGUUAGAUGUGACCAGGACAUUGAUGACUGUAUCAACAACAUGUGUGCAAACAGCUCAACCUGUGUGGAUCUCAAUUUGAGCUAUCAGUGUAUCUGCCUGCCUGGGUGGGAGGGAGAGUUUUGUGAGCAGGAAUCCAAUGAAUGUAACUCAAAUCCCUGUAAGAACAAUGCAACGUGCACAGAUCUCCUCAAUGACUACCGAUGCAUAUGUGCUGUUGGUUGGAGCGGAGCUGACUGUACCCAGGAUGUGAAUGAAUGUGAACCUAACCCCUGCCUGAAUGGUGCCAAGUGUAUUGAAUCAGCUAUCCCAGGGAAAUUUGAGUGCAUCUGCCUUCCAUUCUUCACUGGUGACUUUUGUAAAAAACAAUACGAUCCGUGUGACGUGCAAUACAAUCCAUGCAUAAACAAUUCAUCAUGCUUGACACAGAUCAAUGGGACAGCAGCCUGCAUCUGCAGAAAAGGAUUUGAAGGUAUUCACUGUGAAAUUGACACAAAUGAGUGCAUCUCUAGCCCUUGUCAGAAUCAUGGUCACUGUCUGGAUGGGACCAAUAGAUACAGCUGUGAAUGUAGAACUGGUUUCUCUGGUGUACAUUGCGAAGAGGAUAUAAAUGAAUGCAUUUCUAGUCCCUGCAAAAAUAGUGGAACAUGCCAGGACCUUGUGAAUAGGUUCCAGUGUCAUUGUUCACCUGGGUACUUUGGAUCUCUCUGUGAGCUGGACGUAAAUGAAUGUGAGGCACAGCCGUGCCUGCAUGGAGGCAGCUGCUUCAACAUGCCUGGAGGUUUCCAGUGUGUUUGUCCUCCUGGAUUCUCAGGGAUCCGGUGUGAAAUAAAUAUAAAUGAAUGUGCAUCUGCGCCAUGCCUUAACAAAGGAAGAUGCAUUGACAGUGUCAAUUGUUAUCAGUGUUUAUGUGCCAGCGGCUUUAUGGGAUCAAAUUGUGAAACAAACAUUGAUGAAUGUGCAUCAAACCCUUGUCUUCAUGGGAGUUGCACUGAUCAGGUUAAUGGAUACCUGUGUGACUGUGAACCAGGCUGGACUAGUUUAAGAUGUGAAAACAAUAUUAAUGAAUGUCAGUCCAGUCCAUGCUUAAACCAAGGAUUGUGUUACGAUCUGGUCAACAAAUAUGCAUGUUUUUGUCCUGAUGGGUACAAGGGGAAACGUUGUGAAAUAGACAUUGACAUUUGCAAUGAGAGUGCACAGAAUUUCACCCUGUGUUUCAAUGGAGGAACUUGUGUGGAUGGCCCUGCCAUGACCUUCAGUUGCAGAUGUCCCAAUGGGUUUUCUGGUGACUUUUGUGAAGAAGAGAUUAAUGAAUGCUACUCGGGGCCAUGUCUUCAUGGUGCCAUCUGCCAAGACGUUGUAAAUGGGUAUCAAUGCCACUGUAGACCAGGUUGGACGGGGAUCCACUGUGAAUAUGACAUUAACGAGUGCAAGUCAGAGCCAUGCUUCCAUGGGAUAUGUAUCGAAAAGGAUCCUGGCCAGGGAUACACCUGUUUUUGCCGUCCUGGAUUUGUGGGUCGUAACUGUGACUAUAACUACAAUGACUGCCUGAUGCAUACCUGCCCAGUCGAUUAUCACUGUGUUGAUGGAAUCAACAACAUCACCUGCAUACCUACUGAAAUCACAGAGACCACUACCUGGAACUCACUUAUCAAUCCAACUUCCACGAUGAAACCGACGCCGCCGACAGUCUUGUUCCCCUCGCCGGCGCCUAGAGUGACUGUCGACCCGUCUUCCCAGCGCACUUAUGUGCACUAUAAUGGAAAUUCAUUUUUGGUGUUUGAAGGAAUCUCUCUUCAUGCACAGAACAACAUUUCUGUGAGAUUCCAGUCCCAAAACCCUGAGGGAACCCUUCUUUAUGCAGAUCAGGGCCAAACAGCAGCUGACUUUUUCUUCAUUAAACUGUUUAUUGAGCACGGCAAUUUACAGUAUAAUUUUUCAUGCAAGCAUGAAGAAAGAAUACAGAGUGUUAACACAACAAUAAGAGUUGAUGACGGAAAGGAGUACAUAGUCUAUAUCAGGCAAUAUUUAACCCCUUGUGAAGCUGAAGUGACUGUGUCUGGCUCACUGACAGUGAGGAGCAUGCCCAGUAAUAACUGGUCAGGACUUACAAAUCAGAAAACAGGACCUCUUUUCAUUGGUGGAUUACCUCUUAGCUACUGGCCCAAUCAGGCUGCUGAACCUUUAUACAACUUUACUGGCUGCAUUGAAGUAAUUGAAAUCAAUAAGCUGAGUCGCUUAUUCCCUUCCACUGCUGUGGGCAGCAACAAUGUCAACAACUGCAGGUUUUCCUGGCACAAAGUAAUGCCAACAGCUUUAAUGACAAGUCAAUUGGCAGUGAUCAACUUUACCCCAGCCAUCAGCAAAAUGCCCACAUCUGCUUUGAUACCAACCCCAACUCCUCUGCCAGUUUCAGCCUGUCAGGAAGCAUUGUGCCAGAAUGGAGGGACUUGCCGUCAUGUAAAGCUACAAAGUGGUGCCACUUCCUUUCAGUGUGACUGUCCCCUACAUUUCACCGGACACUUCUGUGAAAAAGAUACCACAUUAUUCUUCCCAUCUUUCAAUGGUGAGUCAUAUCUGGAGCUACCAUCACUUACUUCCCUGGCUGAGAGCACAGACAGCAAAGUUACUUUGUCCCAAGACACUGAGAACACUGUUACCCUUUACUUGACAGUGAAAACAAGUGCUUCACAUGGAACCAUCCUUUACACCAGAGAAGAAAAUUUUGGGGAGCAGUUUCUGCAUAUGCUAAUUGUUGAUGGGAGACCAUUGGUGAAGCUAGGUUGUGGAGGGUUUCAAGUCCUGACUGUAUGGGCAAAUGAAAACAUCAACAGCGAUCGGCUGACACCAAUCACAAUACAAUAUCAGUUGCCUGUUAGUGCAUAUGGAGGAUACUGUAUGAUUGAAGUGGCUGUGAAUAAUCAUGUGCCUUCCAAGCAGAAGGAAUACUUGUCCCACCGUGUAUUUGAGGCUAAUUUUGGCCCAGUAUUCCUUGGCAAUAUUCCUUCACAUUCUGAGCUGUAUGAUGGAGCUGAGAAGGUAAUUGGCUUUCAUGGCUGCAUUCGAGAGCUGCAAGUGAACACAAAGGAGCUCUUUAUUGUGGAUGAGGCAGUGAGGGGGAAGAAUAUUGAAAAUUGCAACGCUCCUGUUUGCCAGUACCACCCCUGUCGCAAUGGGGGCGUGUGUGUUAGUGAUGCAGAGAACUGGUUCUGCAAGUGUCCUGACCUGUAUUCUGGGAAGCUGUGCCAGUUCACUGCAUGUGAAAGGAGCCCAUGUGGACAUGGUGCAACCUGUGUCCCCAAAACUGACCAAGAUACUGUUUGUCUCUGUCCCUAUGGGAGAACUGGAAUCCUCUGCAAUGAAGCUGUCAGUGUUACUCGGCCAAGAUUUAGUGGAAUAGAUGAAUUUGGAUCCACCUCCUUUUUGGCAUAUUUUACAAUCCACAAUAUGAGCUUUUACUUUGAGUUCCAGUUAAAAUUCACCUUAGCUAACAACAGGUCUGCAGUGAAAGAUAACCUUAUUGUCUUCACUGGGCAGAAAGGACAAGGUCUCAAUGGAGAUGAUUUCCUAGCAUUGGGUCUGCGAAAAGGCCGAAUUGUUUAUAAAUUCAAUCUGGGCUCUGGUGUUGCUACCAUAUUAAGCGAGCCUCUCAAUCUGGAACGUGAUAUCCAUAUUAUCCAUUUUGGCAGAUCACUUAAAACUGGAUGGUUAAAGGUGGAUGACCAGAGGAAUAAAACAGGCUCUUCCCCUGGACAGUUGGUGGGUCUGAAUGUUUUCAGCCAGUUUUAUGUAGGAGGAUAUAAUGAGUAUACACCAGAACUGCUUCCAGCAGGUUCCCACUUCAGCAAUGGCUUUCAAGGCUGCAUCUUUGAUUUACAAGUUCAGACGAUCAGAAAUGGACGAUUUCGAACACCAGGAAAGCCAGAAGGACACCCCAGUGCUGGCCGCAGUGUUGGGCAGUGUGACGACACACCAUGUAGUCUGGUCCAAUGUAAAAAUGGAGGAACAUGUAUUGACAGAGGUUCUACUGUGUACUGUAAGUGCCCAUUAGAGUGGAAGGGAGCGCUCUGUACAGAAACAGUCUCUGUUUGUGAUGCUGAGCACACACCCCCACCACGCUGUGCCCAGGGCUCCACUUGUGUUCCUAUUCCUGAUGGAUACACCUGUCAGUGCCCACUCGGGACAACCGGCAUGCACUGUGAACAAUCUCUUAGGAUCAGUGAUCCAUUUUUCAGCAGCAAUGAGUCAUCGUGGAUGUCAUUUACUCCUUUUAACAUAAGACACAGAACCCACCUCAGGAUGCAGUUCAAGUCUCUGUCUCCAGAUGGCAUGCUGUUCUAUACAGCUCAGCAUCUCAGCCCACGUUCAGGAGAUUUUUUUAGUGUAUCCUUGACGCAUGGAUUUGUACAGCUGCGCUACAACCUUGGUGACAAGACUGUAAUAUUGCAAGCAUCAGAUCUUGUAGAUGCCAGUGGGAAAACCUGGCAUUUAGUUCAUGCAGGCAGAAAAGGUAAUGAAGGUUACUUAGCUUUAGAUGGAAAGACUGUUACACAGAAUCUCACUGUGGGUAUGACUGCACUGGAUGCAACCACUAACUUCUAUGUGGGAGGAGUGUCCUCUUUAAAUGCCGUCUCCUCUAAUGCUAUAGAGGAUGAACCUGUUAGUUUUACUGGCUGUAUACGUGAGGUUAUUAUUAAUGAGCGCGAGCUUCAAUUAACUGAGUCUGGGGCCCAUUCCGGUGCGAAUGUCGGAGACUGGGACGGCACAGCCUGUGGUUACAAAGUGUGCAAAAACCACGGAAGCUGUAAUUUGAACCGUUUUAAACAAUUCAUAUGUACUUGUCCUCCACUGUGGACUGGCUCUACAUGUGCAACGUCAGUAUUCUGUGCAGAUCAUCUUUGUCAACAUCAUUCUCUGUGUAUUCCUAACAUUCCUACAGCAUCAUACAGUUGUGCUUGUACUCUAGGCUGGGAAGGGAAAUAUUGUGAAAAACAUGUAUCCUUUUUAACUGCCAGGUUUGCAGGCAAUUCUUACAUUAAAUAUACUGAUCCCUAUUAUGAAACAAGAAACCUGAAGUUCACAAAGGUUUCAGUUAACUUUACAUCCAAUGCAAGUGAAGCACUUAUAUUGUGGAUGGGAACAGCAGAAGAUGAAGACGACGAUUACCUUGCAGUGGGACUGCAUCAUGGAAAGCUUAAGGUUGCCUUUAAUCUUGGGGAAAGAAUUUCUGUCCCCCUUACUUACAAUAAAACGUUGCUGUGUUGUAACAAAUGGCAUUCAGUCACAGUGAUUCAAAACCGGACUGUAAUUAAGGUGUACCUUGAUGAUGAGAUGGUUCUUUUUGAAGAUUUAGACCCAUUUGAACGGUAUGUUGCUUUAAAUUAUGGUGGAAUCUGUUACUUUGGGGGUUUUGAACUUCACAGAGAUAUAACGAGUUUAACCUCUGCCCUCUUUACACAGGGGCUAACAGGAAAAGUUAAAGAUUUUAUACUCUUUCCAGAUUCCAAAAACACUCAGUUUCUUCAAAGCUCGGAAGGAUACAAUGUUUAUAGUGGGGAUAACUAAAUACCUUUAAAAAAAAAAAAAAAAAAGUUUACUGGUUAAGGGAGCAUUCAUUUGCUACUUAAUUUUGAAACAAACCCCUAAAGUAAUUACAGCGUGUCUUUCUAGGAUGUAGCCUAGGAUUACACUUUAAUGAUGUAACUGCUAUACUUGCAGCAGCUUCUAAAAAAUAAAUUAAAAAAAUAAUAGUUACUGUUUUGUUAUUUGGUACUUUUUAAAGCCACGGUAGCACAGGACCACAAUUCAAAUUUAAUCAUAGGGAUAGUUCUUAUGUACUGCAUACAAGACUAAUGAAAGCAAUAUACAGUAUUAAGAGGAGAUGUACUGAAAUGAUAUUUUUUGUAUAAUGCAGUUUUGUAUAGUGUAACAUGAUUCAGUGUUUUCUUCAAUUAUGUCUACUGGUGUGUGGUAAUUUAUUAUUUGAUUUAUGUCC
Messenger RNA from Polyodon spathula (Mississippi paddlefish), 9514 nucleotides. RefSeq names its product eyes shut homolog (gene eys). Gene Ontology annotation, molecular function: calcium ion binding. The record is from RefSeq and is a predicted model, not a curated record. Gene Ontology annotation, biological process: establishment or maintenance of epithelial cell apical/basal polarity; heterophilic cell-cell adhesion. Bases 1 to 9084 code for a protein of 3027 amino acids. The transcript has 50 exons. Gene Ontology annotation, cellular component: protein-containing complex; plasma membrane. Lineage: Eukaryota; Metazoa; Chordata; Actinopteri; Acipenseriformes; Polyodontidae.